Aspergillus bombycis is the source of this 321-nucleotide messenger RNA. RefSeq lists its product as uncharacterized. Bases 1 to 321 code for a protein of 106 amino acids. The transcript is spliced from 2 exons. Lineage: Eukaryota; Fungi; Ascomycota; Eurotiomycetes; Eurotiales; Aspergillaceae. The record is from RefSeq and is a predicted model, not a curated record.
AUGUCUACUGGACAAGAUCAGUACAUUACCUUGAUCAAGGCUUCAAAACCGGUCGAGCCCGCUGUGCUGAAUUCCAUAUUCGACGAACUUCCUCCUGUUAAACCAGACCAAUUGACUGGCGAGUGGAAUGGGAGGUUCUUCGACACUGGCCAUCAGAUUGUAAGCCUCCUGAAAGAGAUACGGUGGGUGGGCAAGUCAUUUAAGUCCACCGACAAUGUGGAUCCGGUAAUCAUUGAGAAGGAUGAAGAACGAAUCAGUUGGGGCAAGUGGGGUUUGCAUCUGUACGCGAUCUCUCUUCAAAGAAUUGUCGUUGGGAAUUAA